GCGCCCCCGUGUCAUUUCCGUCCGUAUUGCGCGAUUCAGAGUCGGACGAAGAGAUGUAUAAACGCUCGAUGGAAGCUCGUCUUGACUCUGACAAUCUCCUGCUUGCUUCGACGAAACCGGCUAACAGUAAAGUUGUUCGGGUGACGCUAGAGUUUUGUCACGAUCUCGACAAGUGAUAUGUUAUCAUUGCGCAAAGUCCGGAUGUUCGUAUGGGGUGAUAUUCCGGAGACGAAGGCGGAGAGGGCACUGUUGCUCAAGAUCGAUUGGUUUAUCUUGUCUUAUUGCUGUCUCAUGUACUUCACCACCUAUCUCGAUGGGAGUAAUGUAGCAAAUGCAUAUGUUUCUGGUAUGAAGGAGGAACUUCACAUGUAUGGAGAUGAGUACAAUAAAGUCAACACCAUGUUCACCUGUGGCUACAUCAUCGGCAUGAUUCCGAAUAUCCUCAUGCUGCAAGUGGUCUCCCCACGCAUCUGGUUGCCGACUACGCAGAUUGCAUGGGGUGUUUUCACUUUCUGCUCAAGUACUGUGAAGACUGUCCACCAGCUUUAUGCGAUUCGCUUCUUGCAAGGCAUCACCGAAGCAUCCACGUUCGCGGGCACGCAUUAUAUUCUCGGAUCGUGGUAUAAGACGGGCGAGCUCGGAAAGCGCUCCGGCAUCUUCACCAGCUCAGGUCUGAUCGGUACCCUGUUCUCCGGCGUACUCCAGGCUGCAGUGUACCAGCAUCUCAACGGUGCAGAUGGCCGGAGCGGCUGGCGCUGGUUGUUCAUCAUUGACGGUGUGAUCACGGUACCUAUCGCGCUCUAUGGAUUCCUCGUCUUCCCGGACGUCCCUGCCACCACACAGGCAUUCUAUCUCACCGAAGAGGAACGCCAGCUCGCUUGCACGCGCCUCGAACCGAGCAAAUCCGCUAGUGCAUUCGACUCAGCAUCGAAUUCGGAGAGUGCUCGCAGAAUCGGCGCACACGGACGCCCCACAUGGGAUCUCGCGAGGAGGGUGCUGAGCCGCUGGCGGUGGUAUGGAUGCAGUCUGCUUUUCGCCGUAUCCGGAGAGACCGAGAGCUUUGGCUCAAACAACCUCAUGGGCCAGUGGCUCGCAGCAAUCGGGGGAUACUCCGUCGAGGAAAUCGAUUACUACCCGUGCGGUGUGACCGCCUUAGGCAUCGCGUCGACGCUCGUCUGCGCGACGUGGACCGACGCGACACGCUCGCGCGCGCGGUGGCCUGUGCUGGUGUACAUGUCUCUGGCGGUGAUCGUCGCAAGCAUUUGUUUAUUGGUGUGGAGCAGCCCCACGGGACUGAAGUUCUUUGCAUAUUACUUGGCGGGGGCGAGUUAUACGGGUCAGGCGACGACGUUUGCGUGGGCCAACCAGAUAUGUUACGACGAUGAUCAAGAACGCGCAAUUGUCCUCGCAUCUAUGAACAUGUGGAACAAUGCCAUCAAUGCCUGGUGGCCGCUCAUCUUCUACCCCGCGACGGACGCUCCACGCUUCCACAAGGGCAUGUGGGCCAUGAUCGGCACGGGCCUCGCGACGCUUCUCGUCACCUUCUUUGUGUGGUACAUGGAGCGCAGGGAGAAGCGGAUGCGCGCUGAACAAAGGGAUGGAGAGCAAGCAAGACAAGAAGAAGGAGCGGGCGAGAAGAGCGAGAAGGAAGACGACGAGAAGAAUCUGACCGGGGCGCUGGAGAAGGAGGUGUUGUGAGCCAGUACAAUGUUCAUUGUUGUGGUUCAAGUUGGUCUUCUUGGACGGGUUCUCGUUUCAUUCGUUGUAGCCAUAGAAACUUGCAACCUUCAUCUUGGUUCUGAACUUCAUUUCCGAUGUGGCAAGCUAGCCAGUAAAGGACACAGCGAAGGUAUAUAAAUUCCUGGCCAAUCCGAACGAGCAAAACGAACGUUAUCAUACAUAUACAACAAGUUCGAGAUCUCAGUACACAUCGAAAUCCAUUAUUCAAGCUCGCACGAGCGCAGACGCCCUACACGUCAUCCGCCCAGUCCGUCGUCUGCACUCUGCGCAUGUAUUCCUUGACCCACGUCGGCCGCCUCUCGUGCACCUG
Laetiporus sulphureus 93-53 is the source of this 2050-nucleotide messenger RNA. Its product is annotated as MFS general substrate transporter. Gene Ontology annotation, biological process: pantothenate import across plasma membrane. The record is from RefSeq and is a predicted model, not a curated record. The transcript is spliced from 17 exons. Gene Ontology annotation, cellular component: plasma membrane. Bases 202 to 1698 code for a protein of 498 amino acids. Gene Ontology annotation, molecular function: pantothenate transmembrane transporter activity. NCBI's taxonomy places the organism in Eukaryota, Fungi, Basidiomycota, Agaricomycetes, Polyporales, Laetiporaceae.